Molecule: messenger RNA, 702 nt
Organism: Necator americanus (New World hookworm)
Lineage: Eukaryota; Metazoa; Nematoda; Chromadorea; Rhabditida; Ancylostomatidae
Exons: 3
Coding region: 1-702 (233 amino acids)
Biological process (GO): protein folding; response to endoplasmic reticulum stress
Cellular component (GO): endoplasmic reticulum
Molecular function (GO): protein disulfide isomerase activity
Source: RefSeq, a predicted model, not a curated record
AUGGUGAAAUCAUCACUACCGCCUCCGCCUGUGGAACCACCUGCACCACCACCGCCUGGUAUACCACCUCCGCCUGGGGAACCACCAUCAAACCGCCUCCACCACCACCGCCGGAAGGAUACCACCGGACCUUGUCCGCCUGAUACAUGCGAUCCGUGUCCGCCAUGUCCUGAUCUAUGCAACAACUUCCAGAUGGAUGAUUGUGUCUAUAUCUUAACCUACAAUAACUUCGAUGAUUUUGCUACAAUGUGUCCCACAUUCGUUGCGAAUUUUUAUGCCGACUGGUGUCUUCCCAGCAUGUAUAUGACUCCCGUUUACCAGAGAGUGGCAAAACGAGUGAGUAUUCCGAUGGCGAAGAUUGACGCCGAGAGAAACGGCGCAAUUACCAAUCGUUACCAUUUACAAAAGUAUCCAACUUUGAUGCUCUGGAAAGAUCGCAAGGGACCGUAUCAAUACAUUGGCAAACCCAGUGAAGAAGAGAAAACUGGCGCUGUCUUCUUUUUUUUUGAGGCGGAUAACAAGUCGAACUCGUUCUGUCGUUCUCCUACUCCAAAAGGUGAAGAAUCUCUUAUGACAUCUGCUCUUCCAUCAAGAGCGCUUAUAUUGGUCCAAUUAUCGAAACAUCAGUUUUCGGACAGCCAGAUUAGCCCAAGGCAUAAGGAGCACGUUGGAACUAGAGGCGAAUCUGACGGGGGACCUUAA